UGUGCCGGAGCCUCCCGGUGAACAACACCUUGCGAAGGGAACGCUCCUCCUCAUCCGCACGGGAACGUCGGCGGGCAGAGGGCAGCUCCCAGCCCCGAGCACCCCGGACCCCUCCGCAGAACUCACAGGCUCAUCUGUGUUUGACUUUGAGCUGAGGAGAAGCUGCAUCUGCCACAGGGGCUCCCAUGGCUCAGCUGCCCAAUGACUCCUGGCACAAUGGCUCGGCCGCACUCUUCACCGGCCUGGACCUGCUCCUGGAGCUGAAGCCACUCUUCAUCCCGCUCUAUGCCACGCUGGUGGUGGUGGCGUGCAUCGGGAACCUCUUCCUCAUCCUCCUCAUUGCCCUCACCAAGAAGCUGCACUGCACCACCAACUUCCUGAUCGGGAAUCUGGCGGUGGCCGACUUCAUCAUGUGCCUGGCCUGCGUCCCCCUCACUGUGUCCUACGCCUUCGAGGAACGGGGCUGGCUCUUUGGCACGUUCAUGUGCCACUUUGUCACCCUGCUGCAGGCUGCCACUGUCUUCGUGUCGGUGCUGUCCCUCACGGCCAUCGCCAUCGACCGCUACGUGGUGGUGGCGUACCCGAUCCGCAGGCGGAUCAGCCGCAGGGCCUGCAUUGGCCUUGUGGCCUGCAUUUGGUUGCUCUCCAUCGUGGCCUCCGUGCCCACCUCGCUGCACACCCACUACUUGGACCUCAACGCCAUCGGCCAUGACAUGAUCAUCUGCGAGGAGUUCUGGAAGCACGAGGAGCGGGAGCGGCUGCUGUACUCAUGCCUGAUGCUGCUGCUGUCCUACAUGCUCCCGCUGCUGGCCGUGUCCGUCUCCUUCUGUGCCAUCACCUACCACCUGCGCAGGAGGAAUGUGCCGGGCACUGCCCAUUGCUGCCAGGACAAGUGGACCAGGACCAAGCACAAGACCUUCCGGGUGCUCACCGUUUCCGUGGUCUGCUUUGCCGUCUGCUGGCUGCCUCUGCAGGUGGUCAAUUUCAUCCGGGACAUUGACGAGGAGUUCACCAUCCUGGACAAGAGGUACGUCAAUGUCAUCCAGGUCUCGUGCCACCUGAUCGCCAUGAGCUCUGCCUGCUACAACCCCUUCAUCUACGCCUCCCUCCACGACAAGUUCUGGUUCCACCUCAGCAGCUACUUCUACCGCAAGAAGCAGAGCUCCAGGACCAUGUCCUGCAAGGCUUCCCGCUUCAACACCUGCUCCACCCUGGCAGAUGCUCCCGCCCGGGCCUCGGACAAGAUAGCUUUGCAAUCCAGGUUACCUUAGCCGAAGGACCUUGAGGGAUGGGGUUUGCAUAGCCUUAUAUCCCAAACCAUGGCUGGGACAUGUCCCCAUAUCCCGAAUCAUGGCUGAGUGUAGUAGGUGUCCAGUGCUACAUCUGGAGCACAAAGACUUCACCCCACGGUUUAUGCAGGAGGUGGGUCAGUGUCUGAGCAAGGCAAACACCUCUUGUGUAAAAAACUCUUUGGAGAGUGCAUGUCUUCAUUUUGUAGGAUAUAGAUUGUUCCUAAGCAACAAGGAGCACUUUGUGCCAUGGGAAGAGGUCGACUUGCACGGGGAGCCGUGAAAUUGCUGCGCAUUUAUCCUUUUAAAUUGUGGCUUACUGGUGAAGGGACAAUGAGAUGUGCAUUCUGCAGGUGCAGAUGGGGACAUGUGGCUGCUGACAGCCGGUGGCUGGUUUGGAAUGGGAGUGACUUUCAUAACCUGCUGGGCCUGCUGGAGGAGCUGCCCCCGUAACCAGACAGGGCAUCCCAGUUUCUCCAGCCAAAUGUGCAGAUGCAGCUGGGCACAUCCAUGAAGUCAUCGCUGCUCUUCAUGGUCAAGCAGGGCUUGAAAGAUCUCAGGUGAUGAGUUUGCUGGGAAUGGUGUCUCAAACUCUGUUCCCAGGGAAGAUUAGGUUGAUGUAUGUCCAUGUUCAGGGUCCUGCAGUAGAGGUGGGAACCCCAGUGCCAGGCUGGUCUAUCCCAGAAGCUGCUGGAUGGUUGGUUUGCUUGUCAGUGCUCCUCAGUGUCUGAGGUGCCUCUGUUGGCUCUCACGCUGCUCUGUGCAAGCAGCACACGCAGAAGGCAGCAUCUCCUUACACCCAAUUCCCAUCCAGGUUUUAACCUCUUGAUUUCCCAGGAGAAACUCUUGGGAACUAGCACCCCCACAGGCACCACGGCUCAGGGCCAUGGCAGCUCCUGGCUGCCCAUGGCCAUGCCUUUGGCUCACCAUGUGCUGCCGUGCUCUGUGGGGCCAAGCUGUGACCUCCUGCUGCUCCUUGUGCCUGGGGACAGGACCUCAAAUCCCCCAGGCAACAGGUCCUCAGCCCUGCGUGGAACUUGCCCAUGGCACUGGCCAGCAUUCCCACUUCUGCCAGCAGCUUGGGAGCAUCCAGUGCAGACACAGCUGGCUGGACCCCAAGAGGAUCCCUAACCCGCUCCCCUUGCGCCCAUCCACAAGCUCGCUCACCUUCCUGCUGAGGCCCUCAUGGUAGCCCCAGAAGGACUCGUGAUCUCCUGUGGGGUGACCAGCAGAGACAGGGACCCAUCCAACGCAGUGCCGGUGGCCUCUGUUGUGUUCCCACAGAGCAGCUCCCUCCUUGGCUUCCUGCAGCUUCCCUGGGCCUGGGCUGCUCAUCCUGGAGGAGCCAAGCAAGGCAGAAAGUCCCUGUUUGUCCCUUCUGUAAUAAAG
Messenger RNA from Corvus hawaiiensis (hawaiian crow), 2678 nucleotides. Its product is annotated as prolactin-releasing peptide receptor-like. The record is from RefSeq and is a predicted model, not a curated record. The transcript is spliced from 2 exons. Gene Ontology annotation, cellular component: neuron projection; plasma membrane. Lineage: Eukaryota; Metazoa; Chordata; Aves; Passeriformes; Corvidae. Gene Ontology annotation, molecular function: neuropeptide binding; neuropeptide Y receptor activity. Bases 186 to 1271 code for a protein of 361 amino acids. Gene Ontology annotation, biological process: G protein-coupled receptor signaling pathway.